AUGCUUUCCACAUUGAUCCAUUCUGCACGCGAGUGCUCCAUUUUGCGCGCUAUCUCUUUAUGCGCCAUGCUCGCCGUAGCAACUCCCGCAGUGAGUGCGAGCAUAACUUCCAAGCACACGCUCACGACAAAUGGAGCGGGACUGUUUCCAUACUACCGAAUUGUCGCCUUGGCAAAUUUGGGCAAUGGGGUCCUCCUGGCCUCAUACGAUGGGCGCCCAGAUGGAGGUGAUUCCCCAUCACCAAAUUCAAUUCUGCAACGACGGAGUACGGAUGGUGGGGAGACUUGGGGUGAACCGACAUAUAUUGCGCAAGGCCAAGCCAAGACAUCGACACUCCAGCAGUACGGGUUUAGUGACCCAAGCUAUGUGGUUGACUCUAAGACUGGAAAAGUUUUCAAUUUUCAUGUUUUUUCGAAGAACCAGGGAUUUGUCAACAGUGCGAUCGGAAAUGACGAUACCAACCUGAAUAUAGUUAGCGCGGAAGUGUCAGUUUCUACUGAUAGGGGGCUGAGCUGGACCACCGAUCCGGCCCAUCAAUCCUCUUUACCUCCUAUUGCAUCUACCAAUAUUGGCGCACCUCCACUCAUUACAAAUGCGAUCAAGCCAGUUGGUAGUACUAUCAACGGGGUAGCUAACACCGGUGGAAUCACUGGCCUAUUUGCUUCAUCCGGCGAAGGGAUUCAGCUCAAAUAUGGCACAUACGCCGGGCGUCUAGUUCAACAAUUCCUCGGGAGAGUGGUCCAAUUAGACGGCUCGAGGGUCUCACAAGCCUAUAGCGUAUACAGUGACGACAGUGGCGCUACAUGGAACAUGGGAAAGGUUAUUGGCACAGGCAUGGAUGAGAACAAAGUCGUGGAGCUGUCCAAUGGCAACUUGAUGCUUAAUUCACGUCCGAGUGAUAGUAGUGGAUAUCGAAAGGUUGCAACUUCAACAGAUGGUGGUGAAACUUGGUCAACCCCAACAAGCGAAACCCAGCUCCCUGACCCAGGAAACAACGGGGCAAUUACGAAAAUGUAUCCUGAUGCGGCACAAGGUUCAGCCAAUGCCAAAGUCCUCUUAUUUACAAACGCAAACAACAAGACGAGCAGAAGCAAUGGAACAAUCCGCUAUUCAUGUGACGACGGAAAGACUUGGUCUCCUGGCACAGUUUUCCAGUCAGGCCCAAUGGCUUAUUCGACAGUUACCGCGCUCGGCGAUGACAGGUUCGGAAUAUUUUACGAGGGUGAUAACAACGACCUUGUCUAUAUUGAAGUUUCCAAAGAGCUUAUUGGCGUUUCGUGCUGA
Messenger RNA from Penicillium crustosum, 1284 nucleotides. Its product is annotated as sialidase family protein. The record is from RefSeq and is a predicted model, not a curated record. Gene Ontology annotation, molecular function: exo-alpha-sialidase activity. Gene Ontology annotation, cellular component: cytoplasm; membrane; intracellular membrane-bounded organelle. NCBI's taxonomy places the organism in Eukaryota, Fungi, Ascomycota, Eurotiomycetes, Eurotiales, Aspergillaceae. Bases 1 to 1284 code for a protein of 427 amino acids. Gene Ontology annotation, biological process: oligosaccharide catabolic process; ganglioside catabolic process. The transcript has a single exon.